Messenger RNA from Naegleria gruberi, 2834 nucleotides. RefSeq lists its product as uncharacterized. Lineage: Eukaryota; Heterolobosea; Eutetramitea; Acrasida; Naegleriidae. Gene Ontology annotation, biological process: protein phosphorylation. The record is from RefSeq and is a predicted model, not a curated record. The transcript is spliced from 3 exons. Bases 1 to 2802 code for a protein of 933 amino acids. Gene Ontology annotation, molecular function: protein kinase activity; ATP binding.
AUGAAUGAAAAAUACAAACUCUACUGUGAUGGCGCUCAUGGAGCCAAUUUACGUGGUGUAGACAACUCGCAAGUAUUUCCCUCCAUUGUAUUGCGAAAGGAUUCCUUUGUUUCUGGGGUUUUGGAUGAUCAGAUCGGAGAACAUGAUGAAUUACCACUCUCUAUGGUUUGUUCGGGUGGUGAAUCUAAACCCUAUUCAUUGUACUUUUUUGAAGGAAGUGAAUCGAGAGAUUUACAAAUUAUUGUUUUGGAAAAUAACAAAUUCUACAUUAUUAAGGAUGGCGCCACACAGGAUUCCCAUUAUGGAUUUGCAUCUUAUGAACUUGGAGUUACUGUUGAGGUUGCUACUCCACUCUUUAAUAGUGGAAUCAAGAAGGUUUCAUCAGGUUAUGGACAUUGUGCGGUUCUAUUAGAAAACGGACAGGUAUUUACAAGAGGACUCAACAAUUACAAUCAAUGUGCAAAUGGAGAUGUUAUAGAUAUAGAAGGUACCUUUUGUGAAGUCAAAGUAACAGGAGUUCUUGAUAUUGAAUGUGGAAGUAUUUGUACUGCUCUCCGAACACCUACUCAUUUUAUAUUUUACGGAUCUGUAAAAGAUGAUUUGGACAAGGAACUAUGUCAUCGAGACGUCAAAAUUGCUAACAUACUCGUGAAGGAAAUUACUGAUUCUAAUAUUUAUGUAGUAUUGACAGACUUUGGAGUAUCUUUUAAGAAAAACUCAUACAAGCCCUACCAAUUCAAAACUGGAACUGAGCAAUAUUACGAUCCAGAAAUUGAAAAAUACUUUAACACCGAAAAAAGAGGUUUACUAGAGUUUCCUUUCAAAACUGAAACUGAUUUGUACGCCCUAGGUGUAACACUUGAACGAUUAUCCAACAAAACCACUAUCAAUAGUACUCCUCUUUUGAAAGAAAUUAUUACUAGUCUUAAAAAUUCAACUCUCCCAACAAGAAUGAAAAUGAUGAAUGUAUUGGCUGAUAUUUCACUUGCAACUACCAUAGCAUUUAAAGAUCCAAAAAACAGAACGCAGUGGGAUAAGUACUUGCAUGCUUGUGUUAUGAACCCAAAUUGUUUAAAAUUUUGCCCUUACAACAAAAAUAAGCGCUUUAUUUACAAAGUAUUGGAUAACAAUCACCGUAUUUUCGAAAUGGUUCCUGACGAUUUGUUGGAUGAAAAUAUAGUUAGAAAGUCAAUAAGAGAUGUCAGAUCAGUAUUAAUAUUUCAAAACAGAAAUAAGGCUUGCAUAGAUAAGUUUAAGUCCUUAAUUUCACAACUCAUAGACGUUCAUGUGCUUAGAAAUGUACAAUAUAAUACAGGAAAGAGAAUCCAGAUAGAGAUGGAAAAGUUAAGCGAGAGUCAGUUGGAAAUAUUAGUAGAGUAUGACUCUCUAUUUUUUAAUUACUUUCCUUUCAAGUACAAAUUUAAUAGAAAUAUUGUAUUUUCAUUCAUCAAAAAAGUGGAAGAAUGUUUCCAGCAUUGUAGUUACCGAGAUGAUGAAGAAAUAAUUCAAUAUGUACUAGAGAAAAAUCCAAAGUUUAUCACUGACAUCAGUUCAGAUGAGUUAAGAUUUAAAUAUGAACAACAAUAUGCAAAGGAAAUUUUGGAAGUAGAUCCGACUUUUUAUGCAUCCUUAAGUGAGAGUAGUUUAAAAGAUAGAUUAUUUGCCAAACUUGCAAUGAAAGGCUGCAAAUCACAACGUGAUUUUGAUUCAAAUUUUAAUUGUCUACCUGAAGAUCUUAAAACUCAAGAUUUUUUUAUAGAGAUAAUUACAGAAAAUUCCAAGACUUUCCAUAAUUUGAAGGACCAUUUGGAUCAUGACUCAUUGGUACAGGUAAUAACACCUAGUUUAUAUUUUACUUUGGAAGAUAGAAGAAAAAUGGAUCGAGAUAUUCUCAGAAAAAUAUUAUCAGACAAGUUUUCAAGUGAAGAAAUAGAAAAAAUAUUGAAUUGUUUGAGUGAAAAUUAUCACACACAUUUCAAACAGGAAUUGUUUGAAAAUAUUUCAAAAGAAAGAGUGUUAGAUUUAAUAUUGUUGGGUGUACCACUGCCUGAGUUGUUUUACUAUCAACACGACGCAGAUUUCAUAUUGAAAAUUAUUACUCGUACCAAAAAAGGGUAUUUUACAUCAAGUUUUUUGAAAGAUUCUACAAUUAAUAUUUCCAACAUUGGUUUGGAUUUUAUUAAGAACUUGCGCCUUGAUAAACAGGGUUUCUCUCACUUGAUUCAUGCCAUUGAAGUGAAAGAACAAGGAAAUGAAUUGAUGCAAAAAUGUUCAGAUGACAUUGAAUUGGUAAAUGAAAUAAUUGAAAUAUAUCCUGCUCUAUAUGAAAAUCUAUCAUGCAAUAAUUUAAGAAAUAAUCAAAUAAUAAUUGAAACUUAUCUGAAUCAUACCUACUUUCCUCGAUUAUCCAAAGAUUUAAAACUUGAUGAUGAAUUCCAAGCAAAGCAUUUAAAAAAAUUAAUUGGUUCAGGAUACAUUACAAAACCAAAUAGAGAAUUAGUAAGGAGUGGAAUAUUUAAAUCCAAGGAUAUAGGUUUAUUGCUUUAUUUGGAAACCAAGGAUUUAGACGACAAGGAAUUUAUGCUUCCAAUAUUAGAGAAAUUUCCUCGUGCUUAUUUGAGUUGUAGAUCCUUAUUAAUAGACAAGGAAAUAAUCAAGAUGGUCAUUCGUAAAUAUGAUGAAAUUUAUGAACAUCUCGAUACUACUUUUCAAAAAGAUGAGGAAAUAUUAUCGGUCCUUAAUGAACCAAAAAGUUCCAUCGAUUCAAUAAUGGCAGAAAUUAAUGAUAAUACUUCUGAGUAAUAACUUGAUAAAUUUAUUCCGUGAUUGUCUUU